This is a messenger RNA of Lepus europaeus (European hare), 8144 nucleotides long. RefSeq lists its product as uncharacterized. Gene Ontology annotation, biological process: negative regulation of transcription by RNA polymerase II. Lineage: Eukaryota; Metazoa; Chordata; Mammalia; Lagomorpha; Leporidae. Bases 181 to 4821 code for a protein of 1546 amino acids. The transcript is spliced from 12 exons. Gene Ontology annotation, molecular function: DNA-binding transcription repressor activity, RNA polymerase II-specific. The record is from RefSeq and is a predicted model, not a curated record.
GCCGGCUUUGCGGAGGGCGGCGGUGUUCCUUGGUCCCUCACCUGGCAGCACUUCGCAAAGGAGCAGGAGGGCGUCUAAGGCUGACUUCCGCGGGUUGCAAAGAGCCGCGAGCCUCCCUGUUAGGACUGAGUGUGACAGUCAGCCGGAGUCUGGGGUCAGCUGGGUCUUCAGGAUCCCGGGAUGGCGGCGGCGUUCAUGGACCCGGCGCAGGUGUCUGUGACUUUUGAAGAUGUGGCUGUGACUUUCACCCAGGAAGAGUGGAGGCAGCUGGAGCCCGCUCAGCAGAACUUGUACCGGGAGGUGAUACUGGAAGUCUGUGGGCUCCUGGUCUCGCUGGGGUGUCCUGUUCCCAGACCUGAGCUGAUCUGCCAUUCGGAGCACAGGCCGGAGCUGUGGACAGUGAAGAAACACCUCUUCCAAAGCACCUGUCUAGAUGACAAAAGAAAACACAAGAACACAGAACCUAACACAUGUGAGCCAGCCCUGUCUGAGGGGGCUUCACUCCAGGGACAACUAAACCAAGGAGCCUCAGGAGACUCCCAGCUGGUACAAGCCAAGGAUCAGGAUGGGGCAUCAGGAAGGCAGGAAGGACACUUGAGACAAGGGGUUGACUUCCAGAGCAAGAAGCUUCCUGGGAAAAUGAUCCCUGAAGAUGGUGUUUUAGGGACAGCUGAAGACCUGUGUUCCUGGAGUGUACAGGAGCAAGCUGCUCCAGGAAGCACUGUCGGUGAGCAGAACUCCCAUGGGCCAGGUAAAUGUCCCAUGAUUCCGGAAGAAGAAAAUACCUUUAAAUGCAGUGAAUGUGGGAAGGUGUUUAACAAGAAACGCCUCCUUGCUCAGCAUGAGAGGAUUCAUUCUGGGGUGAAGCCCUAUGAAUGCACAGAGUGUGGGAAGACCUUCAGCAAGAGUGCAUACCUCCUUCAGCAUCACAUGGUCCACACUGGGGAGAAGCCCUAUAAGUGCAUGGAGUGUGGGAAGGCCUUUAAUCGUAAGUCACACCUCACGCAGCACCAGCGGAUUCACAGUGGAGAGCAACCUUACAAGUGCAGUGAAUGUGGGAAGGCCUUCACUCACCGCUCCAGUUUCGUCUUACAUAACAGAAGCCACACUGGGGAAAAACCCUUUGUGUGCAAAGAAUGUGGUAAAGCUUUCCGAGACAGGCCUGGUUUCAUCCGCCACUACAUCAUCCACAGUGGGGAGAAUCCCUAUGAGUGCUUCGAGUGUGGCAAGGUCUUCAAACACAGGUCCUACCUCAUGUGGCACCAGCAGACUCAUACUGGGGAGAAGCCCUAUGAGUGCAGUGAGUGUGGGAAAGCUUUCUGUGAGAGUGCGGCCCUGAUUCACCACUAUGUCAUCCACACCGGGGAGAAGCCCUUUGAGUGCCUAGAGUGUGGGAAAGCCUUCAACCACAGGUCAUACCUCAAGAGGCACCAGCGGAUUCACACCGGGGAGAAGCCUUACGUGUGCAAUGAAUGUGGGAAAGCCUUCACCCACUGCUCUACGUUCAUCUUGCAUAAGAGGGCCCACACUGGAGAAAAACCUUUUGAGUGCCAAGAGUGUGGGAAAUCCUUUAGCAAUAGAGCAGACCUCAUUCGGCACUUCAGCAUCCACACUGGAGAGAAGCCCUAUGAAUGCGCAGAGUGUGGAAAGGCCUUCAACCGCAAGUCGGGCCUCACAAGGCACCAGCGGACUCACAGCGGAGAGAAGCCCUACGAAUGCGUCGAGUGUGGGAAAUCCUUUUGUUGGAGCACAAAUCUCAUUCGCCACUCCAUUGUCCACACUGAAGAGAUGCCCUAUGAGUGCAGUGAAUGUGGAAAGGCCUACCGUCGCAGCUCAUCCCUUAUUCAGCAUCAAAGGAUGCAUACUGGGAGAAACCCUGUCAAUGCAGCAGAAGUAGGAAGACCUUUUGCAAGUGAGCAAACCUCUGUCAGCAUCCAAAAACUACUUUUGGGGAGUGACUUCUUGAAUGUAACUACUAAAGAAAAUCUUUUGCAGAAGGAAACAUCUUGUGUGCUGUCUGACCAUUCUUAUCACAGAGAAACCCCACAAGUGUGCGUCACCGCAGCCACCGACUGCGGUUCACCUUGCGUGUUCUCCGUAACCUCCUCCCUGAGACUCCCUGGCAUCGUUUUCUGCAUCCUUUUCGGAAAAGAUCCUGAAAAGGAGGCAACGAGACCUGGCGGAAGACUGCGCUCCGAAAGUUUCCUCGCAGCUGGCCGGCUCUGCGGGAAAAGACUACAUUACCCAGAAAGCAUUGCCGCGUACGGCCGCGGCGUGCUCCGCUCGGGGACCGCCCGGGACAGGAGCGAUCCCUGCGGCCCACGCGAGCGGAGGCGGGACUUCCGGCUCCCCGGCGGAAACGUCAUCUUCCAGUGCCGGGCUGUUCCUGACAGCAGCGUGUCUGUAGCUGGGACCUCAGCCUGCACACCCGCCCUCUGUGUCCACCGCGGACGCGGUGCCGUGCGCUCUGUGCGCGUUUGGCACGGAGGCUGGGUUUCUGAGUGCGACAGCCGACCGAGGUCACUGCACCCAGGGCAGAGAAGGGCUGGGGGUCAUCUGCGCCCCGCUGGGUCCUCAGCGUCCCGGGAUGGCGGCGGCGUUGAUGGACCCGGAGCAGGCAGCUAUGAUAUAUCACCUCAUUUAUUUGUGAAGUCCUUAGAGUUUGGUCCUAUUAUCAUCAUGCUAACUGAGGUUCAGCUACAUGCCCCUGGUCACUGCAGUCAGUUCUUAAGGUAUCAGAAACUAGCAACCACUUCUUAUCCUAAGCGUCAAAGGCAAACAUUACUACCCCUGACUUUCCAGGUGUCUGUGACCUUCGAGGAUGUGGCCCUGACAUUCACCCAGGAGGAGUGGGGACAGUUGGAUGUGGCUCAGAGGACCUUGUACCAGGAGGUGAUGCUUGAAACCUGUGAGCUUCUGGUCUCCCUUGGCUGUCCUUUGUCCCAGCCAGAGCUUAUCCACCAGAUGGAGCACAACCCGGAGGUAUGGAUGGCAAUGAAAGAGCUCUCCCAGAGCUUCUGUCCUGUUCACUCCCAUAAUGCCUGCAAUGUCCAGGGUCCCGAAGAUAGGAACUUGGAACUCAAUCCAGGUCUUCCAUGUGAAUUGCAGAGAUCCAUGUUAUAUGAGCUUUCAUUGCUGCCUCCCAAGGUCUUCAUUAGCAGGAAGAUGGAAUCAGGAACCAGGAAUCAAAUCCAGGUGUUCCCAUAUAGGAGUACUAUAAUUCUGUUUUCUGGUGAGAACACAAAACCUAAAGCCACAGAGCCCAACCCUUUGUUCCUGCAUGAGAAAGUCUCAUUCCGGGAACAUCUGAUAGAGGAAGCCUCAAGGGAUUCCCUGUUGGUACACUCCAAGGAUCAGGAUGGGCCAUCUGAAAUUCAGGAGGGACACUUGAGACCAGGGAUGGACACCCAGAGGGAGUGGCUCCCUGGGAAAAGGAGCCCGGAACAUGGUUGUUUAGAGACAGCUGAUGUUUGUUCAGGGAUUGUACAAGAGCAAGUCUCUGCAGAAGAUGCCAUCUGUGAUAGUGACUCUAAUGGACCAGUUACAGAUCCCCUGAUUCAUGAAGGAAGAAAUCUCUAUAUAUGCAAGGAAUGUGGGAAAGUGUUUAACAAGAAUUGCCUCCUGACACGGCAUGAGCAGAUGCACAGUGGGGUGAAACCCUACAGAUGUCUAGAAUGUGGGAAAACCUUUAGUAAGAGCACACAUCUUCUUCAGCACCACAUCAUCCACACUGGGGAGAAGCCCUACAAGUGCAUGGAGUGUGGCAAGGCCUUCAACCGCAGCUCACACCUUGUACGGCACCAGCGGAUCCACACAGGGGAGAAACCUUACAAGUGUGGUGAAUGUGGAAAGGCCUUCACCCACCGCUCUACUUUUGUCUUGCACAAGAGGAGCCACACUGGAGAAAAACCUUUUGUGUGCAAAGAGUGUGGCAAAGCCUUUCGAGAUCGGCCAGGUUUUGUUAGACACUACAUUAUUCAUACAGGAGAAAAACCCUAUGAGUGCCUUGAGUGUGGGAAGGCCUUCAACCGUCGGUCAUGCCUCACAUGGCACCAACAGAUUCACACUAGAGUGAAACCCUUUGAGUGCAACGAAUGUGGGAAAGCAUUUUGUGAAAGUGCAGACCUCAUUCAGCACUACAUCAUCCACACCGGGGAGAAGCCCUACAAGUGCAUGGAGUGUGGGAAGGCCUUCAACCGCAAGUCACACCUCAAGCAGCACCAGCGGAUCCACACUGGGGAGAAGCCGUAUGCGUGCGGUGACUGUGGAAAGGCCUUCACCCACUACUCCACUUUUGUCUUGCAUAAGAGGACUCACACAGGAGAAAAACCCUAUGAGUGCAAAGAAUGUGGGAAAGCUUUCAAUGAUAGGGGCGACCUUAUCCGACACUUCAGUGUCCACACUGGUGAGAAGCCCUUUGAGUGCACGGAGUGUGGGAAAGCCUUCAACCGCAGGUCGCACCUCACCAGACACCAGAAGAUUCACAGUGGAGAGAAGCCCUAUGAAUGCAUUGAGUGUGGGAAAGCUUUUUGCCGGAGUGCAAACCUUAUCCGACACUCCAUCAUCCACACUGGCGAGAAGCCCUAUGAGUGUAAUGAGUGUGGGAAGGCCUUCAAUCGCAGCUCAUCCCUCACUCAUCAUCAGAGGAUUCACACUGGGAGAAACCCUCCCAGCAGAACAGAGGUGGGAAGAUCCUUUGCAAGUAUGCAAGCUUCAGUCAUCCCAGAACUCGUGUUAGGGAGUGACUUUUUGAAUGUCACCACUGAGAAAAAACUGUGGUCAGAGGAAACAUCCUACUCAGCCUCCAGUCAUUCAUACUGAAGAGAAACUCCAUUAGCAUCAUAGAUAUUGGUCAUUGAAAGGGUGCUGUUUGGCCCAGCCUAGAAUUUGUUUCUGCCUCUCAGAAUUCAUCCAUGAGAAGGACCCAGCGGUUAUUACUGUUAUGUGCUCUUAGGAAAACCUUUGGCCGAACCUGUACUCUUGGUUCACAGUACAGUGUUCUCUCAGGGAUUUCUAUUUAUACUUUUUAAAAAAAUUAUUUAUUCAGGAGAGAGAGCUCUCAUAUUUGCUGGUUUACUUCCCAGAUGCCUGAAAUGGCUGAGCCUGGGACAAGGCCAAAGCCAGGAACCAGGAACUCAAUCAAGGUCUCCUGCAUGGAUGGCAAGAACCCAGCUGCUUGAAGCUGGAGGCAGGUUUUGAACCCAGGCACUCAGAUAUGGGUUGCGGGCAUCUUAACCACUAGGCUGAAUGCCCACCACUCUCAGGGAUUUUUAAAUGAGGAGGAAGAGACACAGAAAGGAGAAACCAAUGAAAGCACAGCUUCGUUAGACAUCUUUGGAAAGCCCAUGGUGAUUUGGAAUCCUUUUUUUUUUAAUGGAUAGAUGAGAAUGUUAUUUCAGAAACAAAAAGGCCUCAUCUUUUUUCCCAUAUAUAUAUAUAUAUAUAUGUGUGUGUAUAUAUAUAUAUAUAUAUAUAUAUAUAUAUAUAUAUAUUCACUGCCACCCAGCGUCAGUACAGUUAGACAAAUGAGAGUUUGUUUAAAGAAAUUUAUUGGAAACAUUCUUUAUAUUGUUUCUACCCUUGAGCAAGAGCGUAAGUCAUUGAGCAGUAUAGAAACUUGAGUUGUGAAAUACUUUCAUAUAUAAGGAGAUAAUAAUGUAUAUAUCAGUGGACACAUUUCAUCACACACCUAAGACUGGAUUUUAAAAGUUUCUCCAUUUUCUAAUAAAUAGGCAAUUUUAAAAUUUAUUUGACAGAGAUUGAUUUCCCAUCUGCUGGUUCUUUCCCCAAAUGCCUGCCAAGGCUGGGGCAGGGCCAUGGCCAAGGCUGGAGCCAACUACUCAAGCAGUCAUUGCUGCUCUAAGCUCUGCAUCAGCAGGAAGCUGAAGUCGGGAGCCAGAAUUGGACAUGGAGCCCAGGCAUGCCAAUGUUGCAUGUGUAUCCCUGCCAACAUUUUAACUGGCCACCUGGCCCUCUGCAUGUGGGAUGAGGAUGGUCGUGUAACUAUACACAGUGUGGCCCAGAUGAGUCCUCAUUCUUCCCUCUGGUAUUUCUCAACUUCUUUAAUAUACUCCCUGUAUAUUUUUUUCUCCCAUAUUCUAUGACCUGCUGGCAUUACUGCAGGGAUGUAAGGCUUGUUCAUGUUGAAAAAAAAAUAUGGGGGCUGGUUCAAGUCCUGGCUGCUCCACUUCUGAUCCAGCUCUCUGCUGUGGCCUGGGAAAGCAGUAGAAGAUGGCUCAAGUCCUUGGGCCCCUGCACCCAAGUGGGAGACCCAGAAGAAGCUCCUGGCUCCUGGCUUCAGAUCGGCCCAGCUCUGGCCAUUGUGGCCAAUUGGGGAGUGAACCAUCUGAUGGAAGACCUCUCUCUGUGUAACUCUGACUUUCAAAUAAAUAAAUCUUUUUUUUAAAAAAAGAAGAUGGCCCAAAUCCUUGGGUUCCUGCACCCGUGUGGGAGACCCAGAAGCAGCAGCUCUGGCUGUUGCGGCCUUUUGGGGAGAGAACCAGCAGAUGGAAGACCUGUCUUUCUGGCUCUACAUCUCUGUAACUCUGUCUUUCAAAUAAAUAAAAUAAAUCUUUUCUUAAAAAAUUAUGAAUGCUUUGAAACUAAGAUGACUGUGACUUAACCUCUGAGUACAUGAGAAUCACCUGGAAGACUUGUGUAAAAAUUCCAGAGUCCAUGCUUACAGAUUUUCUUCUUUAAAACCCUCACUACUUCCUCCUUUCCUUUCUCUUCCUCCUUAGAGGUCGAGGGCUCCCAUCUCCUGAUUCCCUGCAAUGGCCCUUGGGAACUCAACCCAGAUCUCCCACAUGAGUGACAGGGACCCAGAUGUGGGAUCACCACCUGCUGCCUCCUGGGACGUGCAUUAGCAGGAGGCUGGAAUCCGGAGCAGAGCUGCGAUUCCAAACUAGGCAUUCUGAUAUGGGAUGUGGGUGUCCCAAGCAGCGUCUUAACUACUGUGCCAAGCACUUGCACCUGGAGAUUCUGAUUACCAUUCUAAUUCAGUGGUUCUGAAUGGAGUUAGAAAAGUAGCCUGUGCCUCAUGUCUUGCAGCUGUACUACACACUGUUGUAUGUAUGAGCCAGUGCACACAUUUUGAGAAACCCUGCUUGAGGCUGUGAGCUCUUGGAGGAAUAUGUCUGAAAGUUCAUCAAGAUGCCAUAGUCAAGAACUGAAAUCAUUGAACUGACUUCUGUAAGAUCCUUAAGUAAAUUGUGAGUUAUUAAAUGGAUGAAAGCACAGCAAUUAAAUUUGCUGCUUUCCUGCAGCUUGAUGGAUUAAUUUGCCAGGUGGGGGAAAAAAUCCUUGAGUUGAAGUUGCAGGUCCCAGCCUUCCUGUGUUUUGGGGUUGUUAUUUCCUUAUGUAGCAAAGGGGAGGGUUUCGUUGGUAUCAGCAUUUGGCAGGAAUAGAAAGACAGGGAUCGAGGCCUUGAGUUCUGGUUGAGACAGAUACUGACUGCAGUCGGAAAAACCAGAGUGAGGGAUGUUUACCUCUAGAACACAUCACUGUUAACUUUGCCGUGUGUGUUGUGGUAUUCAUAGAAGCAGGUUACUUCAUAAUAAUAGUACAAAAACAGGCUUCUCCUUCAAAAAGAAAAUACUUGGGUGGCAGUGGUAUGUCAGACAAAGCAGUAAAUACAGAGUUGAACUGAUAAUUUAAUAACCAGGCAAGCCUAAUACAUGGUGAUAAAGGACACAGUAAUGGCCACAUUUGUGCAGGGAAGACGAAUUUAUGCCUGAAAAGCUACCGGCCGUGUUCCUUCUCUUUGCAUAACCAAUGAUUACAUAGGAGGCACAUUUAGGUGGUAUUCCACAUUUGUUUGCUUAAUCUCACUGACUUGUACAUGUAUGAGAAAGAGAAGCAAUUGCAAUAAGUAAAUACUAAUGCACCCACCCCUGCCCCAAACUUAAAAAAAAGGGAACAAAAUCUUAGCUUGUCUUGCUAGAAAGUAAAUUCCAUCCUGUACUUUAGAGGAGAUCAUUAUUUAUAACUUUACUCAUUUUCUUACUUCUACCUCAUAGUUUUUUCUUUUGUUUUUAAACAUUUUUUAAAGAUUUAUUUAUUUUAGUUGAAAGUCACAGUUACACACAGAGAGAAGGAGAGACAGACAGAGGGAGGGAGGAAGAGGUCUUCCAUCUGCUGGUUCA